Molecule: messenger RNA, 2225 nt
Organism: Hermetia illucens (black soldier fly)
Lineage: Eukaryota; Metazoa; Arthropoda; Insecta; Diptera; Stratiomyidae
Product: 5'-3' exonuclease PLD3-like
Exons: 7
Coding region: 148-1575 (475 amino acids)
Source: RefSeq, a predicted model, not a curated record
UGUUUCCCAGUUGUUCCAGUUAGUGAUUUGGGAAAGGUCUCAUUUUAUACCAAAUGUGUAACAAAAAAACAACAGUAGUAGAUCAAGGAAUAAAGUAAAUGACAAUUUAAUGACGUUCAGAUUAAGCUAAUAAUUAUACAAUUCAACAUGGCUUCGAUGGCGACUUCUUUUGCCGAACAGAAAAGUGAGGAUGGUGCGUCAACUAGUGCAACUUCAAUUCCUGUGAGCGAACAACCGUUAAUGAAAGGGCCCCCCGAAGAGUUAUCCCCAACUCAGGUGUAUAAACUUAACAGCAGACUGUGGUUCGAAUUAUGUAUUGGUGCUUUCGCAUUGAUGUGGUUGCUAGUUGUGGUCACGCAAAUAGUGAAUAGUGUCCCAACUUAUAUGUCGAAAACCGGAUAUAAGUUACCUUCAUACUACUGCAAAGACGUGUGCAGCAUUUCCCUGGUAGAAAUGAUUCCGAUUGGUUUCGAAAUGGAUUAUGUUUCAAAAGAUUCAAUAUAUAGUGCUUGGCUAAGUUUGUUGGAAGCAGCUGAAAAAACGAUAGAUGUAUAUUCGUUUACUUGGAGAUUGCAAGGAGCAGACCAAAACUAUGACCUAACUUUUGAAGGCAACGAUUUAUUUGAAGUGCUUCAAAAAUUUGACUCAGACAGGAAAGGCAAACUCAACAUUUUUGUAGAUAAUUCCACUUGGCAUGGCAUCACCUUAAGAGAGGUUAGUCAGCUGGAAAACUACCACGUACAACUCAUGCAUUUCGCCCCGGCAAAUGAGACGCAUACCACUGCCUGGGUGGUCGACAAAAAACACCUUCACCUUGGUACAGCCAGUGUCGAUUGGAGGCUUUUCCGACAGGGCAAGGAAAUGGGUGUCCUCAUAAAGAAUUGUUCGUGUUUGGCAGAGGAACUGCAUGAUAUUUUUCAUGCAUUGACUGUGCAACCGAGUGCAAUUGACAUAAGACCCGAGCUUCCCAAAUUACAUCGUAUCGACUUUGACAAUGAAUAUGAAAUGGACUCGUUUUUCACGAUUUCCGGGCCAAUGAAGCAUUUUAUCAAAGGAAUAUCUACCGAAGAUGCCAUAGUCAAAGCGAUAAAAAAUGCGGACGAGUUUAUUUAUAUAUCAGUGGUCAAAUACUAUCCUUUUAGGAAAGAACUGCCGGGUGUACUAUAUUUGAAAAAGAUUCACGAAGCCCUGCUUGGAGCUAUAGAAAGACAAAACGUUUCUAUAAAACUUUUAACUUCUUGGACAGAAGGCAGAGAUGAAGAAGAACAAUAUCUCAAUUCAUUUCAACGAUAUGCACAGGAAAUUACUGGAAGGAAUUUUCAAUUGAGAAGAUUUGCCUUUCCUAAGUUCUCCAACAAGAACGCUUCUACAGAUCAUAACAUGUUCCUGGUGACCGAUAAUACAGCCUUCAUUGGUAUAUCGGAUUGGAGCGCGGACUAUUUUUUUGAUACGCCAGGGGUUGGGUUAGUUCUGCAAGAAGUAAAUCGGACGAGUAACCAAGCAAACCAAACAAUCAGGGCCCAACUUAUAGAGCUUUUCCAGCGGGAUUGGAACAGUCGGUAUGCAUUUGCUUAAGGGGGAAACCAAAUUAAAAGGUUUUUCAGAAUCGACUUUUUUAUAACAGAGAUCAUUAACUUGCUAUCCUAGACUAUUCUGUAAAAAUUACAAAGUAAAAUUGGUGUGUCUUUAGGUUUUAUGAGCAUGGAGUCGAACGCUUAUCGGGUGCACUUUCACGCUAGAGCGCCCAAAAUGUAGAAGCUUUAUGUCCUUACUUAAUCUUGCACCGAAAUGCAAAUAGCGUAUUUAUAAAUAACUAGCUGACCCGGUAGACUUCGAACUGCCUCAAUCGAUUUGUCAGCUCGAACGAUAAUAUUAUGGCUAUCAGAUGGCAUCCGAUCCAAUGCUAUUUUGAACAUGUUUACUAAAUUGUUAUUCUGAUGCAGAAACAUUUGUAAUUCAUGGACAAUGGUUCUCUUUACUCUUGGAUUGUGAGCACAACGAUUAUCAACUUCCACAUCUGAAUUGCCCAUAAAAUAAAUUUGUAAAAAUUGAUAAUCUGCAUCAGGUACUGUGUCCCCAAUAAGUGAUAAAUUUGUCCUUGUAUCUGUAAUUUGUAAAAAUUUGUCGAUUAAUUAUUUCCGAUACAUACAUUUUAGUACAUGUUGAAUAUUAUAAAAAAUAUUAUAUACCAGAACCUUGAAAGUGGGCAUGAAAUUGUCCUGUAU